GCGGCGUCGCGGCUGUCGGGGGGCGCCAAUGGCGUUGAGCACUUCCGCAGCGUUGUGCAGGGCGUUGUGAGAGAGUCGCUCGCUGUUACGGGGCCGAUCCGUCUGGGGGGUGGCCGCCGUGUCGUUGCACUGGUGGGUGCGACAGGCGUCGGCAAGACGACGACGCUCGCCAAGCUCGCCGCCAAUUACCGGCUCCGCGACGGCGCUCGCGUUGGGCUCGUGACGGUGGACACCUACCGCACCGCAGCGGUGGAACAACUCCGCACCUAUGCCGAGAUCAUCGACCUGCCGAUGGAAGUGGUCUCGACGCCUGAAGAGAUGCGGCGAGCGGUCACAAAACUUGCGGCGCUCGACUUGGUGUUGAUUGAUACGGCAGGACGCAGCCCGCGCGACGGCGACCGGCUCCAAGUUUGUAGCGACCUGCUCGACGCGGCGUCGCCCGACGAGACGCACCUCGUAACGACCGUCACCGGCACGGCGCGUGGUAUGCGAGACGCCCUGGAGCGCUUCGCCCCGGUCCGGCCCACGUCGCUGCUGCUUACGAAGCUCGACGAGGCCCCAUCGCUCGGUCACGCCGCGGCGCCGGUAUUGGAUUCGGGUCUCCCCGUCAGUUACCUGACCGACGGCCAGAGCGUCCCCGAAGAUAUUCGCCUUGCCGACGCGAAGUCGCUGGCGGGCCGGCUGCUCGGCGAGGAGGCGAACCACCUGCGUCGCGUCGCCGAAGGCAUGGCGCCCGGCAUGCCGCCGACGGCCGAGCGCGUCGUUGUCGUGCUUGGCGCCAAGGGCGGCGUCGGCGCCUCGGCUGUCGCCUUGACCACGGCCCGGGACCUCGCGCGUUCGACGAGUCAGCCCGAGGGCGUGGCGGUCCUGGCGAUCGACGCGCACGCGGGGCGCAAUGACUUGGCGGUGAUGGCGGCGGCCGACGAAACGCCAACGGCAGGCCUGGUGAUCACAACGGCGGCGAAGCUCGGUGUGGCGCCGGCUCCGGGAGAGGGCGCGUACGUCGGUGAAGCCGCCAAACGGCUGCUGCGGGCGGCGCGUCAGUGGACCGAGGACGCGGGCGGCUGGAUCGUCAUCGACGCGGGCGUCGGCGACACGCUCUGGGCCAGGGAACUCGCCAGCCGCGCCGCGAGGCCGCUGUUGAUCGUUGGUGGUGAUCGGCUCUCGACCGUCAAUGGCUACUUGACCCUCAAACGUCUCGGGGCCGUCGCGGCCCGUGUCGGCGUGAUCGUGAAUCACUGCCCGAACGAAGAGGCGGCCCGCGGCGUACACCGUUCGCUCAGCGAGUCUUGCCAGAAGUUCUUGGCAGCGGCGCCGAUGCUAGCGGGCUGGUUGCCGACGACGAUCGAGGACCCCGCCAAUGCCCCCGUCACCGCAGCCUUCGCGGCUUGA
This is a messenger RNA of Symbiodinium sp. CCMP2456, 1392 nucleotides long. The record is from the annotation of a GenBank genome assembly. Lineage: Eukaryota; Dinophyceae; Suessiales; Symbiodiniaceae.